This is a messenger RNA of Mizuhopecten yessoensis (Yesso scallop), 3178 nucleotides long. Its product is annotated as kelch-like protein 24. The transcript has 2 exons. The coding region runs from base 282 to 2066 and encodes 594 amino acids. The record is from RefSeq and is a predicted model, not a curated record. Gene Ontology annotation, molecular function: protein binding. NCBI's taxonomy places the organism in Eukaryota, Metazoa, Mollusca, Bivalvia, Pectinida, Pectinidae.
CGCUGUGCGCAUGCGCAAAUUAUAUUGUUAAAAUAACAAUUCUGUAAGUUUUGAAAUGCUAAUCGGAUAUUGGCUGUAUCAUUUAGCGGUUCUGGGCAACCUACGUAUACCAUAACGUAGCAGGUCAUCGAAGCUCACGACUUUGAACCCAUUGAACUUUAUACCAAAUCAGGGGCUAGGGGGUUACUACGUAACGAAACCGUCAUGUAGAUUAUUCUUCCUGGUUUUUGAACGGUUUGAUCUUCUCCUUUCUGGACAGGAUACACAGAAUUAACUUCAGAAUGGCGAGCAACUCUGGAACAACUGGUAAGAUGAGUAACAAUUCCCGACGAAAGUUCAUCGAGACGAUGAUUGCAGGGAUCUCGGAGAACAGUCAGGAUGACUCUAUGGCAGAUGUGGACAUUAUUGUGGAGGAUGAGAAAUUCCCCUGUCACCGACUCAUCCUUGCCACAAUGUCACCCUACUUCAAGGCUAUGUUCCACUCGGGAAUGGUGGAAACCCGUGAAAGAUCUAUCACAAUCCCAGGAAUAUCUAAAUCAGCAUUUGUGCAAGUGAGAGCAAGCAUGUAUGGCAGUGACUACAACAUCACAGCAGAUAAUGCUUUGGAACUGCUCCAUGCUGCAGCUCUGUUUCAGAUCAUCCCCUUACAAGAGGCAUGUGAGGAGUUUCUUGCUAAAGAGAUGGACAUGGAGAACUGUCUGAUGCUUUUCAAAGUUGCCCGGUCCUGUAAUUGUAAAGUCUUACUGGAGAGAUGUAGACCUUUUGUUAUGGAGGGCUUUAAUGGCCUAUGGAAAUCUGAUGAAUUUGAGACUUUGGAUUUGGAGGAUUUGGAAAGUAUUGUUCGAGAUGAUGAUCUUGUGCCAGUAGAUGAAGAGCAAAUUUGUGAAGCAACGUUAAAAUGGGUGGAGGCGGAUUUAGUCAACCGUAAAGAGUAUCUUGGACGUUUAUUUAGACAUAUAAGACUUGUUAAUGUCAGUCCAGAGUAUCUGUUAGAAGAGUUGUACAACAAGGAACUGUUAUUGAAUGAUGAAAACUGUAAACGUUAUCUGGACGAGGUAAGAGACUACCAUAUACUGCCAGCCAGACGACAUGAGUUUGCAUCAGGCAGGUUCCAUCUUAGGAACAGUGAUGACUUUGAGGAGGUGAUUCUGGCAUUGACAGAAUAUGACAUGGAAAGAUCGGGAUCUUUCUAUCAGGAUGGGAAAUGUCUUUGGGCCUACAGUCACCAUCAGGGACGCUGGUACACCCUUGCUCCAAUCCCUCUUCAGCAAAACCCAGGCACCGACUUUUCUGUUGUGUCAUUUCGCAAUGACUUGUAUCUCACUGGGGGGACUUCCACCCUGAAGAACUUGCUGAAGUAUGACUCGGAUCGUAAUGAAUGGGCUCAGUGUGAUGCCAAUAUGAAGCGGGGUCGCUACAACCACAUGAUGGCUGCUGUCCGGGAAAGUGUCUACGUCCUUGGUGGAUACAAUGCUAAGAUGGCAGAAGGAAACAAUGUACAGGGAUCAAUAGAAGAGUACAAUGUAAACUCCCGUCGCUGGCGAACAAUGGGAGAGCUGAUCACUUCAGUCCAGUGUGCUGCUACAGUGGCCAUUGGGGAGAAGAUUUACAUCUUGGGGGGAAAGCAGGAGGAUGGGUCACACUAUGAUGGCAUCCAGAUAUUUGACACCCGGCAACGAGAAACAAAAGUACAGGCUGGCAUCUUAAAGGGUUUAGCCCAGCCCCUCAGAGUGAUUCCUGUCGACGGCAAGGUUAUUAUCAUCACAGCAACUGGUGAGGUGUAUGACUACAGGUACAGCAAGGUGAAGUUGAGUCUGGUCAAGCGCUUGCACCAUGAUUGUUUGCCCAUUUUAGGUGUUGCACAUUAUAGGGGAUAUAUCAUGUUGCUCUCUGCCUCCAAAGACAAGCCACUUGUCUUCUCUAAGCUAUUCAGGUUAGAGCUGAGGUGCUCUCCCACGCGACUGGAUGUUGUUUCUCCAAAAAACAACACCAAGCCAAAACCGAUUCACGCAUGUCUACGUGGUAUUGUCAACAAACAGUUCUUGUAUCAUACCUACUUCCAGUAGCUCCUAUAUAUAUAUAGCAUGUCAUGCCAAGUGGUGUGUGACCAGAAAGAUAGUUAGGUGAAACUUAUAAUGUACUUUUGAUAUCAUAACAUGGACUCAACAACAUCUCUGAUUUUAAAAAGUUGGAAAUCUUGAGUAUACAAGACAUGAUGUGAACGUUCAUUUUACUUGACUGUAAGUUCAGACACGCAGGUUAUACUAAUAUAAAUACAAUAUACACAUUUAUCAUUGUCUUACAGCGGUACUUAGAAUACAUACAUUUCAUUAUUUUGUCACUUAUUACAAAUCCUCCUGUGAUUUGUUUCAUAUAAUUUACAUUCCAAUUAAAGUACAUUUCAAAUCAACCACAUUGUAACAUAUAUAUACAAGUGGAUUAGACAAUCACAGUACAUGUACUAGGUUGGUUAUACACCUAACUGUAAACAGGCUAGUAUGCACCACUCAACCAAUCUUCACUAAUUUCCUGUUUAGUAUGUAGCAAGUGAAUUGUACAAUAACUGGAUAAUAUGAAUCAUAGUGGCAUGAACAUUGUAAACCUAUAAUGUCAGUAUGUCUGACCUAGUUUCAGUUCUGACCAGACAUAAUUCUGUUAUUCUUUCGAUGUGUAUUGAACUCCACCCUGUUUAUUUAUUUUACUAAUAUGGUAGUGAUCCUUUCAGUAUGCUCUACCUUUACUUUAAAUGAUCUUGUGAACCCUAACAUCUCUUAUAAGUUCAGAUGAGUAUACAGUGUACCAGGUCUAACUUGUAUGGAAAAAAUCAGUGGGAAAUUUUUAGUUUUGAAGAAAGUUUUGAUGAUUAAUUUGUUAAUUCCUACAAAAAACCUGGAUAUAGCUUAUCUUUUAAUUACCUUUGUAAUUUGUCUUGUUUCUGUUGUACCUCUGGAUGUACCCGUACACACUAAACCAUAUGUAGUUGUAGUAGUGUUAUUUCCUUGUUAAAACCGUACCACUAAUAGCUAUAGCUCUGGUUGUUUUGGUUUGGCUUACAGUCUAAUGAGAGAGCACCUAACUUCUAACAGCUUGUACUAAAAACUUAACACUGUCACUAUUCUGUCUUUUCGUAUUGCAGAGUUAUCUGCUCUUGUGAGCAGGUAUUGAUUGUUAAAUUACA